CGUUACCCAGCGGUGCUUUGCGCUCGGGCUCCGGCUAGGCCGCGCCGCGGGCGGGAUGGCGGUGGCGGUGCGCGCGCUGCAGGAGCAGCUGGAGAAAGCCAAGGAGAGCCUCAAGCACGUGGAUGAGAACAUCCGCAAGCUCACGGGCCGGGACCCCAACGACGUGAGGCCCCCUCAGAGCAGACUGUUAGCCCUCGCAGGCCCCGGUGGAGGUAGAGGGCGCGGGAGCUUACUGCUAAGGCGUGGAUUCUCGGAUAGUGGAGGAGGACCCCCAGCCAAACAGAGGGAUCUUGAAGGUGCAAUCAAUAGGCUGGGUGGAGAACGUCGGACGAGAAGAGAAUCACGCCAUGAAAGCGACGCAGAGGAUGAUGAUAUUAAAAAGCCAGCGUUGCCAUCCUCUGUUGUUGCUACCUCCAAAGAGCGAACACGUCGAGACCUUAUACAGGAUCAAAAUAUGGAUGAGAAAGGAAAACAAAGGAAUCGACGUAUAUUUGGCUUGUUGAUGGGCACUCUUCAAAAAUUUAAGCAGGAAUCCACAGUUUCUACUGAGAGGCAAAAGAGGCGACAAGAAAUUGAACAAAAGCUUGAAGUACAGGCAGAAGAAGAGAGAAAGCAAGUUGAAAAUGAAAGGCGAGAACUGUUUGAAGAAAGGCGUGCUAAACAGACAGAACUGCGGUUACUGGAGCAAAAGGUUGAGCUUGCUCAGUUGCAAGAAGAAUGGAAUGAACAUAAUGCUAAAAUAAUUAAAUAUAUAAGAACGAAGACAAGACCUCACUUAUUCUACAUACCUGGCAGAAUGUGUCCUGCUACACAGAAGCUGAUGGAAGAGUCACAGAAAAAGAUGAAUGCACUCUUUGAAAGCAGGCGCAAUGAAUUUGCAGAGCAGAUUAACAAAAUGGAGGCCAGACCCAGAAGACAAUCUGUGAAGGAAAAAGAACAGCAGGAGGUGCAGACUGAAGAAAAGAAGGAAGAACAGAACAAGGAGCAGGAAGAGGGUAAGGUGGCUCAGCAGGUGGAAGAGUUGGAGACAGGUAAUCAGAACAAUGAUGUAGAAAUGGAGGAGGUAGGGGACGAAAAGGGAAAAAUAGGUUCAGGGCAUAGUGAUGCAGAGAAAGAACAGGAAGAGGAUGAACAGAAACAUGAAAUGGAGAUUAAACUAGAAGAGACUCCUGAGGUGAGGGAGAAUGACAAGCAGCAGGAUGGUCAGCAUGAGGAGGUUACAGCUGUAAAAGAGGAAGGUGGAAGUAUUCAGCCAGUAGAUAAUGAGCAGGAUGUGGUAGAAAUGAAUGAGGCAGAUAGUGUAGAACCUGUAGAAAAUGAAAAUGGCAAAAUGGAACCAGAAACUGAGUGUGAUCCUCAGCCAGAAAAAGUGUGUAACAUUCCUUCUCCUGAGAAGGAGAAAGGUAUCAAAGCAGAAAUUGAAGCUGAACCUGAAGGAAAACAGGAAAAAGCACCUGAAACCAAGCCAGAACCUGAGGCCCCAUCUCAGCCAGAGUCUGUGCUACUGCCACAGUCACCUCAAUUAUCUCAGUCCAUUCAGGAUGCAGAGCCUCAGGCAAACAAGGAUGAAAAUGCUGUGGUGUCCAUAAAGGUAGCUGAGGCACAGACAGAGCAGAAUCAAACACCGAGUGUAGAAAUUAAAAAUAAGACCAGGAGUAGAAGCAGGGGUAGGGCAAGGAACAAAACCAGUAAGAGUCAUAGUCGUAGUAGCAGCAGUAGUAGUAGCAGUAGUACUUCAAGUAGUACUACUAGUGGAAGUAGUUCCAGCACUGGCAGCAGUAGCAGUCGGAGUAGUUCCAGCAGCAGCACCACUACAAGUGGGAGUAGUAGCAGGGACAGUAGCAGCAGUAGCUCUACCAGUAGUGAAAGCAGAAGUCGAAGCAGAGGAAGAGGGCAUAACAGAGAUAGAAAACGCAGAAGGAGUGUGGAUAGGAAGCGAAGGGAUGCUUCAGGAGUAGAUAGAAGUCACAAGUCCUCAAAAGGUGGUAGCAGAGAUGCAAAAAGCUCAAAGGAUAAAAGUUCAAGAUCUGAUAGAAAGAGGUCUAUAUCAGAAAGUAGUCGGUCAGGCAAGAGAACUUCACGGAGUGAAAGAGACCGUAAAUCAGACAGGAAAGACAAAAGGCGUUAACAGAAGAGACCAAGCUUCCUUAGCCUAAUCUUUGCAGCAGAAGAUGAUUUGAGUGAAAGGAUUCCUUUUAAGGAGGAGGAGAAGGCUGCCUUAAGAAUUGCAUGCUGUAAAAAAUCUUUUGGAAAAAUGCAGACUGUUUACCAGGCAUUCUUGUACUUUUUACAUAAUUUUGUAAAAGGUGACUAUCAAAAUUAUGUGAAGUUCCUGAAAAUGUAAAAAUAAAAGAUUAACACUC
Messenger RNA from Rhea pennata, 2363 nucleotides. It is a transcript of the gene PNN, whose product is annotated as pinin, desmosome associated protein. Lineage: Eukaryota; Metazoa; Chordata; Aves; Rheiformes; Rheidae. The coding region runs from base 56 to 2128 and encodes 690 amino acids. Gene Ontology annotation, cellular component: catalytic step 2 spliceosome. The transcript has 9 exons. The record is from RefSeq and is a predicted model, not a curated record.